AUGACGUCUAAAGAACAAGAUUUUGACAAAAAGUUGUAUGAAUUGCUUGAAAGAAAACCACCUGGAAUAAGUGCUUCCAAAAUAAAAGACUUGACGAGAAUAGCAAUGACUAGUCCAAAGUUAGGAGCAUUAUAUGUAUUGGAUUCAAUAUCACAAGCGGCACAGAGACAAAAGACAUUGGUUGCUGAAAAAGACAACGAUGGUUCCGCUUGGUCAGGUGCUGAAUAUCUUGAAAGGUUUGAGAAAAUAUUAGAAGAUAUGUUUUUACACAUCAUGCAAUGUCCAGAACACGACAAGGACAAAGUGAAACGUGUUCUUGACAUAUGGCUUACCAAAGAUGUCAUAUAUGACAAGGAAUUAAUUCGAAAAAUAAAAGAUACCUAUUUUUCUCAAAGAACUGUGACAAAUCCUUUAGAAAACAAUUUACAUGAGUCUCAAUCGAUAACGACACCAGUAUCACAUGGAGGUGAUCCACGAAUGGUUUCUGUGCCAAAUCAGCCAAGUAUGACGAUGUCAACAGCUUUGGAUUCUUCAGCUUUAUUAGCUACACUAAACAAUUUAACUCAAGGAACUUUGAAUAUACCUCCAUUUUUGUCAGCAAAUCCAAUAACUGCUGCUACAACGCAACCUAUUAAUACUUCCAUCGCUUUUAAUAAUGUUGCUACUAACGCGCACGCUGUUCCUCCACAGUUCCCUAAUAUUACACAACCUUCUGUUUCUGCGAAUAAUGGUGCAAAUGGUGAGAUAAAUAAUACUACUAAAGAGGCAAUCUUGACGAAUCCUAUAAACGUGAAACCUAUAAAUGUAAAUCAAUCGGCAACACCUGCAGCAUCGUCAAUGCCUCAACAACUCAAUCAGGAUCAAAACCAAAAUAUGACCAAUCAAUAUUUUCAACCAUCUCAAGGAAAUUCUUCACAGUCGGUACCACCACCGCAACCUCCGCAACCAGCAUCAGCUGCACCAUCACUAUUAAUUUCUGGUCAGCAGCCAAUUCCUACUACUAAUAGCGCUAUGGCACCAUUUCCGUUCCCACAGCAACCUUGGGCGGGGCCUGCGCAGCAACAACCACCGCCACCACCGCCCGGAAACAUACCACCCCCUCAAAGUCAAUACCAACAACCACCACCAUUUCCUACUCAACCAUGGAAUGGUCAACAAGGACUUCUUCCUCCUCCAUCAUGGAAUCCUAUUCCUCCACAACAACAUGCACCACCUGAACAUUUUCCGAACAACCCGGCACCUCAGGGAUACCCAAUACCUCCUCCAGGUCACCCAUUACCUCCUCCGGGUCAUCCGUUACCACCUCCGGGACAUUCCAUGCCUCCACCUCCAGGACAUCUUUUACAUCAAGGUCCUCCGGGUCCACCACCAGCUGGUCUUCCUAUUCAACAUCAAGGUCCUCCACCUGGUCACAUGUUACAAGGUCCUCCUGGACCACUGCAUCAAGGUCCACCCGGACCAAAUCCUCAAGGACCACCUGGACAUAUGGAACUUCCUAUUGGAAUACCACAAGAUGAUUGUAUAGCAUACGCAGACCCAAGUGUUGGAAGAGAUUUUAUUAAAGAGGAUUUGACCAGAAGUGUUAUGGAGAAAAUAUUUCUUACUUAUGGCAGAGUAUCUACUAUUACGGUAAUUAUGAUAUCAAAUUGUAAUCAAGUAUAA
Messenger RNA from Racocetra persica, 1662 nucleotides. NCBI's taxonomy places the organism in Eukaryota, Fungi, Glomeromycota, Glomeromycetes, Diversisporales, Gigasporaceae. The record is from the annotation of a GenBank genome assembly.